GAAAACCUGCACUCACCACCCUGUGCAACCGUCGAAAAUAAAACGAGAGGAAUUCGGCAGGGAGCAAAUAUAUUCCAAGGCCAUCUUCCUGCCAGUCUUCUCCGGGUGCUCAUUUGAUUACGUCGUUUCUUCUUCUCGCAAUGUCGACGGUACCCGGGCAGGACGCAAAGGACAAGGGCAACGCAGCCUUCAAAAGUGGGGAUUUUCCCGCAGCCAUCGGUCACUAUACCGCCGCCAUCCUCGCCGACCCCAAGAACCCGACGUACCGCUCAACCGCAAGUAUGAACGAGGAUGCAGAACGUGAUUGCGAUGUGACAAUCAGGCUCGACCAGAGGAACGUGAAAGCGCGGUUCAGGAGAGGGCAGGCACGGAUUGGGCUUGACAAACUGGAGGGUGCGAGAGAUGAUUUCAAGCGAACCUUACAGCUCGACUCUACGAAUGAAGCCGCGAAACAGGAGCUCGCGAAAGUCGAAGCGCUGCUGCAGUACCGCUCUGCGAAUGCAGGAAAGAAGCGUACGCCAAUUGACGUUACUGUCCCUCCUUCUGCCUCAAGAGCAUCCAGUAAUGGUUCCGUGCCAAGGCGCCGUCGGGUACCUAUCAACAUUGUUGACACGCCUUCGCUAUCUACAUCGUCACCCGUCCCUGCAAAAUCUCAAGCCGAGACAGCAUCUGAACCAAAGAAACUCUCGAAUAUUGCUUCGGUUUCAACUGUAGAUGAUUUCAUGAAACCAGUGUCGACACGAACCCUCACUCCAUCUACAUCUGCCGCUCCCGCUGCGACGUUGGCGCCUUCCUCUAAAUCAGCCUCCUUCAAAGAUCUCAAGCAAGCCCGAGAAGCGAAUAAGUCUUCUCCAGGCCCAGCCCCUUCCACUAGCGCUGCAGCGCCGACAAGUCCACAGCCCGCAUCACCACCAGCUGCUGUGGCUCCGCCGAGAGCAGGCGCAGGGGGAGGCAUAUUCCGGUCAAACGGCAAGCAUACAAUAUUCGGCUCGAGUACACAAGGGGCAGAUGUUCCGAAGAGCGAAUCCUCGGCCCCUCCGAAACCUGCGUCGGCGGCCAGCGGCCAGGGACCUAUGUCGCUCUUCACAUUCAAUCGUACUUGGGCUAACAUCGACUCGCCGGAGAGCAAAUGGAGCUUCCUAAUCGAUAACGUCCCCCCAGCCUCGCUUCCGGCGAUGUUCAAGACGUCACUGGAGGCGCCGCUUCUGGUCUCUGUACUCGGGACUUUCAAGUUUAUCCUCGCAGAGCACGACGAUAAUAGCUCGGCGAGAGAUUCUGUGAAAGCGUACCUCUUGAGUUUCGCGCGCGUACCACGGUUCAGCACCAUUAUGAUGUUCAUGAGCAAAUACGAGAGAACGCUCGUCAAGGAGGUAUGGGAUGGUAUAACCAGGACAGAUGAUCAGGUUGAAGUUGGUGUUAGAAAGGUGUGGGGUGUGCUGUAGAUUGUCUGUCAUUGCGUCAUCUUAACAUUCCGCACUCUGGCACUCUUGUGUGUGAUGCCAGGAAGGAGGGUACUCAAUGAACUUAAGUAGUGUCUCUGUCAAA
Messenger RNA from Phanerochaete carnosa HHB-10118-sp, 1545 nucleotides. RefSeq lists its product as uncharacterized. The record is from RefSeq and is a predicted model, not a curated record. Gene Ontology annotation, molecular function: protein binding. The transcript is spliced from 7 exons. Lineage: Eukaryota; Fungi; Basidiomycota; Agaricomycetes; Polyporales; Phanerochaetaceae. Bases 141 to 1442 code for a protein of 433 amino acids.